This is a messenger RNA of Schizosaccharomyces japonicus yFS275, 3770 nucleotides long. RefSeq names its product topoisomerase II-associated deadenylation- dependent mRNA-decapping factor. Gene Ontology annotation, biological process: deadenylation-dependent decapping of nuclear-transcribed mRNA. Gene Ontology annotation, cellular component: P-body; nucleus; cytoplasm. The coding region runs from base 50 to 2227 and encodes 725 amino acids. The record is from RefSeq and is a predicted model, not a curated record. Lineage: Eukaryota; Fungi; Ascomycota; Schizosaccharomycetes; Schizosaccharomycetales; Schizosaccharomycetaceae. The transcript is spliced from 4 exons.
CAGCGAAACUUGCCAUUAACCAACCUGGUUAGCCUGUUCUUGCACCGUCAUGUCCUUUUUUGGGUUUGAUGUAAGGCUUCCGAGGGACAUUAAGGGUGCUGCUGUUCCUGCGGCGGAUGAAGAAGGCAUUGAUUUUGAGGAUACAUACGAUGAUCUUGCUGCAAAUUUACAAGAGAGUGGUGAUGACUUGAAUGAUGAGACUUUUGGAAUGAGCGUUGAGGGCAUUGGCCGUGAUUUUGACUUCUCUGGUGAAACAGCCCAAGCCGCUUCAAAACUUGAAGCAGAACAGCUUGCUUUCGAAGAUUCGAGAGUUCGACGUCACGCUGGGAAACAGCCUGCUUUAGACAGCGGUAGAUCCGACUCUAGUAACGACUUUAAUGUUGAACUGGAAAAGAAGCUUCCUGAGCUACAACCGAUGGCUUCCAUUUGGGAAAACAUUGCUCCCGCUCCAGUGUCUACACACCCCGGUGCAACUCAACAGCCAAAGGAGAACGUACUUAGCGUGGAACAGCUUGAAGCACAAAUUCUUGCUUCUAGAAAGCCUGAAAACAAACCGGACGCAGCAGCCAACCUUUCUCCGAAUGCGAGUGCUGUUCCCCCUCCCGUAUACUUGACUCCUGGACAGUCUGCUGCAGCUCUUGCAGAGCCAAAUUAUGGCCUCCCACCACCUCCCAUGGGAUUGUCUCAUUUGAUGGGGAACGCUGGUCCGGAGUAUCCGGACGCACAAGCUUUUGCGAAUAUGCACAUCGGAUAUCCUCCGGUUGCGCAACAGUAUGGAAACCAACAGGCAUACAUGCCGAACAUGCAAAUAACAGAGCUACUUCAGCGAGAGCGUAUGGCCCAAGCUCAAAUGCAGUAUCUGAAACAGCAACAUGUCGAAAAGACCCGUCAGUUAAUCGGCCGAUGCGCUGGUCUAAUGACGAACAGCGACAAGUCGUUUAUCACCCGUAUACAACUCUCACAGUUGGUGUCAGAAGACCCAAGCUCAGAUGACUUUUAUUAUCGCGUUUACAUGCUUAUUCGCGGAAGAAAGCCUUCUCAAGAGGAUGCGAAUCAUUUUGUACAAACGUACCUGGGUUCGGGUGGUUUCCGUCGUGGACGUCGCUCAGAAAACCCUAUGCAAAAGGUACAACAACAACUGUUGCGUUUGGUAGCAGCGGCAAAGGAGCGUCCUAAGACUACGCAACUCUUCUUGGAAGGCGCUUUGGGAAAAAUUGCAUUCAACACAGUUCGUACACCUCGCCAGUUGUUGAAUGUGAAGCGCCCUUCAGAGCAGGAAGUUGCUCAACAAAGAAAAACGCAUUUUACUGGUUUUAGUUCACCUAAAGACAUUUUGGGCGCCAUUGAACAUGUAUACGAUGAUUUGCUGAACUUUGAACAGACUCUGCGUAAGGGCUCCUCUAUUGGAAGCGAUCCAAACACGGUUGCUCUGUGGAAGAAUGAAGUCCAAACCAAGUUGGAUAAGCUUCGUAGCAGCUUGCACCUUAGUGACGAGGCGGUAACUUCUACCGAUCAAAUGCCGCCGUUCUUGUCUAUGGCUGCCUAUUCCAAGGGAAUGCGUAUCCUUCCUCGGUUAUUCCCCCACUUGAGCAUUCAACAACAAAGACAAAUUUUGAGUCUAUUCUAUUCUCAUAUUGAUAGUCUGAAGGUUGUAAAGAAUGGCACAUUCGAUGUAAAUGGCGAAUUACCUCCUGGCAUCGCUGAAUCCAUUCAAGCAUUCACACAAUACGUGCUUCCUUCUAUAUUGAACUGUGUGAAUGAAGCAGACUUACAUUUCAUCACGAGUCUUUUUCUGCAAGUUCUGCGAAACUCGAACUUAACAUUUAUAAUACAAACUAGAGUUGGCGUGUCAUUCCUGACCAUGUUAAUUAGUCGCGCAGAGACUCUCAAACAGGCUGGUACUAGCGAUCCUGCAGAUGUCGCGAAUUGGGAUCAACAAUUUAAUGUCUUCUUUAACGCCGUUACGACCCACUUUUCCUCUGUUUUCCCUCCUCCCAAUGCCCGUGCCUACGCGGAUGAUUCGUAUCCUUGGGAAUUUCUUGCUUCCUGUGCUGCCGCUGCUUCCUCAAAUCAGCAUUUCACUUUAGUGUCUGAAACAAGAGAUCGUGUCUUGGAUAACAUUAUUACUAGCAGAAGGGCUCCUCCAGAAAUUGCGCUUGUCCGAAUCUCAAAUGUCAACCUCUUUCUUAAUGCUAUGGGCCUGGAUGCUAAACAGCUUAACGCAUAAUUUUCUGAUGUGAUGAUAAUGAAGACUGGCAGUUCGCUCUAUUAAAAAAAGACUGCAUAAGAGCAAAAACAGUCUACAAGAAGAUCUAUUGUUAUCUAACAAGGCCUUCUGGUCUUUCGUUUGUGCUAGUUUGGUAGCAUGAGUUUUUUGUCAGCCUGUUUCGUGUUACCACGCAUUAUAGCUCAAUAAAGAUGGGCGUUCAAAACACUUGCAGCCAUGCGAAUACGAAGUUCGGGCAUGUCUGAUUGUGUGAAGUCAAUGGGGCCGGCACGGGCUACACACUCUGCCGUUUUACAAGCGAAAACUCCGCAAUCGUAGCCGUUUUGUUGACGUGGGCAGUUUGAGUCAAUAUGGUCUGUCCAGCCCGAUAAGUCAAUGCCCCCUUUUGUCUCUUCUGCAUAAUACAGACGCAAAAGUUCAAAGGCUUUGCCGGGACUGCCACCCAAGGAGUCCCAAUACUCAAACCGUUUGUCCUUUUUGUUGAUGACUGCCAUGCACCAGUGAAUUCCAAGGUGCACGGGUAUGAGCACAAAAUCCAUGUCCUUGAUGACAACCUUAGCUUUUCUGGCCCAACGUCGAACACCGGCAUAUCCUCGUUUUUGUAGUGUCGGGUAAAAAAAUGUAUUGAAAGCGUGGACUUUAGGGAGUUUUGAGUCAUGUUUUGAUCUCUCGGCAACAAGCUGUACGUAAAAGUUGAUGACCUCGUCGUUCAACCAGUUUUUAUCUUUCAGAGUUUGAAUAUCCUUGAUCGUGAUGGGGAUAUUGAACUUGGAAACGAGCGUCUUAUCUUGCGGCUCAUUUUCGUUAUAAAGGAUGUCGAGCGUUUUCUGUCGAACGUCUUUAGGAAGCGGUUUUUCCACAGCACUCGGGACCGGUACUGGCUUGAUGGGUUUCUUGAGAAAUUCAAGCUUGUCCCAAUCGUGGAAAGCCUCCUUCUGUUGCUCCUUAAGCCGAUGAAUAAGAGACAAAAGCGAGUUUUCCUCAGGCAAAACGGACUGCCGCCGAGAGGCUUGGAGACCAGGCAUGGAAGCACGCAGCGUCAACGAAGUCUUAAACCUCUCGGUGAAGGGUAGCUCAGGAGUGAGGCUGACCUCAGCUGCUUCCUUUGGCCGGCUUUGCUUGGAAGGGGUUCGUAUUUCGUCUUCAAUCAUCGGACUUAGACUCUCUCGUCUGCUCAUGGAUUCUCUUCUCCGUUGAAGAGCAAAGAAUAGACGUUCGCGGGUAGUUGGAGGAUUUAGUGUCCGAUGUGGUUUUGGAACGACUGGCCGAAUGGAACUGUUUUUAGGAUAGUCCUUAUUGGUGCUGUCGUUUGGAUUCGUGUAGUCAUUUCUCUCAUCAAGACUGGGUGCAUUUUCGUUUUCAUUAAAAAAAUCAUUAAACCCGCCAGCACUUUUAUUAUGGUACAGGGAAGAAGUUGGGUGCCGGGAGCUUGGUGAAAGCGAUUUUUCAUAAACUUUUGAAUCCUCAAUUUCCGCAUUUUCAAAAGAUUCGUCGUAAGUAUCCUCAGUAAUUUCAAUUGGGUUAUCAGCUGGGUGAAAAGUCA